AGUGGCUGAUUGCGAUCAGCAAACGAAGCUCCCAUAUGAUUUCAUUCCGUCGUCAGUUGUGUUAAAAAUCGUUAUCUAAAUGUUGGGUUUUCUACUCUUGAUUGUGUUUCUCCUGCCGAGAGGUUUUGGGCAGACGUCUUUCCAAGGUUUCUUGUUGCGCCACAACAAGUCCUACAGCUCCACAGCUGAGCUACAGCUGCGCCAACAGCUCUACAACCAAACGGUGGCAGAAGUAGAGGAGCACAACCGCAAGUUUGCUGCCGGUCUUGUUUCCUACUCCUUGGCCAUCAACCAAUUCGCUGAUCUCACUCCAGAGGAAAUCUCCAGCCGCUUCCAGACGCUGCCCAGGAAAUCUCCUAAUUCCUCUACACUAUUCCACCUGAGGAACUCCAGCUUCAUUUCAGACAGUGUGGACUGGCGUCAGAAGGAAGUGGUGACGGCAGUGAAGGAUCAGGGGAAUUGCGGGGCCUGCUGGGCUUUCAGCGCGACUGGAGCCUUGGAAGGGCAGCUGGCCUUGAAAUACCACAACCUUACCUCUAUAAGCGAACAGCAGCUGCUGGACUGUGACAAGGACAACAAUGGUUGCAGCGGUGGCACUGUGCAGGAGGCUUUCGAGUAUGCCAGAAAACACAGCCUGAUUUCUGAGGUUCUUUAUCCGUAUCAGGCAACUCAAGGCUCCUGCCGGACGGGCCAUCCGGGCCUUGUGAGGUCUGGAGGCUAUGUUGAUAUAGCUGAGGGCAACGAGACUGAGCUCCAACAGGCUGUGGCUUUUAUAGGCCCAGUCUCCGUGGCCAUCAACGCAGACAGGAUAAUCAAGUAUUCAUCGGGCGUCUUCGACGACUCCUGUUCCACCACAGUGAACCACGGACUAUUGGCGGUGGGCUUUGGGAACGAAUCAGGGCAACUUUACUGGAUUCUGAAAAACUCCUGGGGCCCGAGUUGGGGCGAAGACGGUUACAUUAGGAUGGUUAUGGGGAAGGGACUGUGUGGGAUCGCCCUGCAGGCCUGCUACCCCGUUGGGGUGACCAACCAGGCCUCAACCCGCUCGCACCUUUUCAACUAUUGGCUGGCCUGGAUGGGGCUGUUUGUUUUAGUGGUGGGGAAAUGGAAUCUGUAAAACGA
This is a messenger RNA of Dendroctonus ponderosae (mountain pine beetle), 1122 nucleotides long. Its product is annotated as procathepsin L. Gene Ontology annotation, cellular component: lysosome. The transcript is spliced from 4 exons. The record is from RefSeq and is a predicted model, not a curated record. Lineage: Eukaryota; Metazoa; Arthropoda; Insecta; Coleoptera; Curculionidae. The coding region runs from base 80 to 1117 and encodes 345 amino acids. Gene Ontology annotation, molecular function: cysteine-type endopeptidase activity.